GCCCUUCUGGGGCCGCUACCAUUGGAAGCCUGGAACGCGUGGGGCGGGGCUGCGGUCGUUGGGCUCUGGCCAUUCCUGGUCAGGUCCGGACAGAGGGACAACGGGGUGCUAGAGAAGGAGAGCGGGGCGGGUGAGGAAGGGGCUGAGGGGGGCUGUGCCGGCCAUGGAGCUGUACCUCGGCGCCUGCUCCAAGCCUGCCAAUGUCGCCGUCACCAAGACGGUCGCCAGCGUCCUGGCCGCGGACACCCAGCAGUGCAGAGACGGUGUGCACAAAACCCACUUUGCAGGGGUUGGACCGGCUCAGCUACUGGACCUACCUCUCGGAGUCAAGCUGCCUGUGAUCCCAGGAAGCAAUGCUGUAUUCUAUACUACGAAUUUCGGUGAAAAGCUUUUUCGACCUUCUUAUGGUUUUAACCUGACUGAUCCCUAUUGUCGACUUUUGGAAAACCAAUAUAAAAGCCUCCAUGAUCCACAUUUAAAAGCAUACUAUAAGCGCAAAGAUAUUUUGAAGAGAUUAAAGAAAGGUGGCUACAUCACCAGCAAUAAUAAAGUUGUAUGUACCUUGAGAGAAUUGAAUAAGUACAGGCAAUAUCUUACCAGUUUAAAAUUAGACUUUGAGAGAAACUAUAUAAAAGAACAAAGAAUACUUGCAAAACAACUACAUAACAUACCGGAAAACAAUCAAAUCCCUCAACAUUGUGAUGUUGCACAAGUCCAAAACUGGUUGUUAAAGGAGGGCACUGAAUCUGUUAAGGACCAGGAGCGGCUGAUGAGGCAUAGAUAUUUGGAUAUGAUAAGUAGAAAACUAGAACAACUUGAACGCACAGCAGAAGAACAACGCCUAUUCCUAAUGGAUAGAGAAGAAAGACGACAGCGGGAACACACAAGAAGAAAACUUACUCUUCGUAGAAAAAUAGAAGAGGAAUGGAAGACAAAAGAGAUGUUACUUCUGACAAGGAUGGCAGAAGAUGUUAAAAGAGAAGAGAGGAUAGAAGAACAACGGCAUAGAAACAGAGAAGAGAGUGACAGGAAGAAACAAGAUCUUCUAGAGAAAAAAAUGGCUUAUCAUUUACAAAAAAUGCAAGAUACUGGCUUUAACGGAGAAGAUAUGGGAAAAAAUACAUUUAAAUACAGAGGUCAAGAUGGAACACAUGGUGAAUCUUCUCCAAAGAAUAAAAAGAAGACUUCUGAAGAUAUAAUCUUAGUUUAUCCUGCUGGAGACCAGAAUACAUAUAAAGAAACACAUGGACAUACAGCAAAUGCUGCUCAUCAGUGUCAAAAUAGUUCAAAUAAUUUUACGGAAAAAAACUCAGCUUCUGUUGUUUAUCAGGCAGAUGUGCAGGAUAAUGGUAUAAAUCAAAAGAGAGAUGGGAUGGUAUCUAAAAACUCAAGUAUUUUCGAUGAUAGAGGAGGCAUAAAUAUUUCAGGCCAAGGUUCAAUUAUUUCAGCUCAGGUAUCACCCACGAGAAAUUUUUCCAGAAUUUCACAGGCAUUUUUGGACCCUUCAAAAGAAGAGAAGGAGACAAAUGCUGAUUGGGAUGGAAGACCAACCAAGAGAUCAAGCUAUCUCUGCGAAUCAGGACCUCAGGCUCAUGCUACAGACCCGGGUAUAUUUUCUUCUCCUGUUUACACAAAUAUGCAACAGAACUUGCUGCAAAAUUGCUUGCAAGAAAAAGUAACUUCUGAAGAACUGAAUAUUAUAAUUCAGAAUAUAAUGACCUGGGUUGUGGCUACAGUGACCAGUAUAUUGUACCCAGCCAUCACAAAGUAUGAAGAAAGAUUGCAAAAUAAUACAUACCCAGUAUCUGAUGACUCCAUCCUCUCUUCAGAUAGUUCAAGUUGCUGUAGCACAUGCAGUGAAGACUUUACAUAUAGAAGCUACACAUCUGCAACAACUAAAACAUUUCAGGCAGAACCCUGUGCAUUUGUAGUUGACAUGUCAGUCAGGAGACCAACCACACCUAUAAAACCUCCUCCUGCACAUGUGGAAAAAACAGUUGUGGGGAAAACAUGUCACAUAAAAGGACAAUCUAUAAUCUCUAAACUUAAAUAUAAUAAAACCAACUUGCUAUAUUCAUACCCUAAGCUCAGAAGUUGUAAAUCAGAUAGUCACCUUUUAGCAUCAUUUGAAACGGGCACAAAAAAAUCUAAGGAUGCUACCACUGAAACAGAUAGCUUAGGGAGUUCAUUGCAUUGUGAUAAAACAGCAAAAGCCAUGGAUGAAAUGAAGAAUUUAAAAAAUGUUUUUGUUAACUUUAAAUGUUACUUGAAAGGGGAAACUGAAGUGAUUUUAGAAAGCAUUUUGCGAGAAAUAAUGUCUGAUUUAACCCAGGCCAUUCCCUCUCUCUCUUCUGUUACUGCUGAAGUUUUUGUUGAACAAUGUGAACGUGAAAAAGAAAUCUUGCUUUCCAAUGUUCAUAUUCCCUCAGUUGCUUCUGAGAUUGUGGAAAAUAUGCUUGAGAAGUUAGAGUCUGCAGUUGAGAAAAAAUGUGUUGAGAUGUUUUCACAAGAUUUGUCAGUCGACAUUAAACCAAGUUUAGCAGCCAGUGAUGAACUUCUCACAUCAUCUAAUGGAAAACCUUUGAAAAAUUCAGUGCCUCAUACUUUGGACCCAAUGUGUGAUAUUGCAGAGGACAUGGUGCAUGCCAUUUUAGAAAAGCUAAUGACUCUUGUUUCUUUUAAGCAAAAUGAAUUUCUUCAUCUUAAAGACACAACUAAGCUUUCCUGCCAGCAACAUAAGACAGACCCAAUAUGUAUGUUCCUUCAAAGAGCUGGCAAAAAUAAAUCUAGUCUUGAAUCUGAUGAAGCUAGUUUAAUUGUCAAUGAAGAAGUACAAAAUUUAAUAUCAAAUAUUUUUUCCCAGUCUUCUUUGGUUGCUUAUAUAGAGGAAGCAAUCAGUGCUAUACUAGGUUAUAUACAAACUGAACUAAAUAAUGAGAGAAUUAUUGCAUCUGAAGAAACAGUAGUACUCCUUCAGCUACUUGAUGACAUCCUUGUUCAGCUCCAUCAGGAACCAGUAAAUGAAAGUUUUCAAAAAAGUAGGCAACCUAGAAUAAGUAGUCCUUCUGACACCAAAGAAAAGUACAGACUCACUGGCACUAGAUUAUCAAAUAGUCCUAGGUCUGGAAGACCAGUUCCACCUAUAAAUGUUCCAGGCAUGGUUCUUUAUUCUGAUGAUGAAAAUGAGGAAAUAGACAAUAUUGUAAAAAAUGUGCUUGAUUCAACUUUCACAGAUGAAAAAGUAAAAUCACAAGAACAGAUUCCUAAUCAUUGGUUUACAAAGGGAAACACUUGUUUUGAAUGCAAAAGAAAUAUCAAACCACCUACAAAGCCUGGUUCUAGAAGCAAAGCUGCAUUUCAUGGUUGGGAAUUAAAGACUGAGCCACCAUCUACUAAUCAUGAAGAUAUUUUAAAGAAAAAACUUUCUUCGAAUAAAGACAUUUCAACUUUCAGCCAAGAUCAAAAGCAUCAAAUAGAAAAGGCUUCAGAAAACAUAGUCACAAGUAUUUUAAAGGAAAUGCUCAAGGACAUAUCUUCCGUUCCUUUUGGUCACUUAGACAGCAAAACUGGCAGUGAAGCUUCAGUUCUUGUUUCAGAAAAGCCUCAAGGACUGUCACAUCAAGAAUGGAUAGACCAGAUGUUUUCUGUUUCAGAAAUCAGUACAGUGGCUCAAGAAAUAACAGAUUCUGUGUUAAACAUACUUCAUAAGGCAUCAAACUACAUUUCCAAUACCACUAAAAGUUCCAUUUCAUCAUCAGUUCAUCAGACUUCCUUACAUAAUUCUGACACUGAACACAUAGUCAAAGAAGCACCAAAUAAAUACCCAUUAAAAACAUGGUUUGACAGUGAAAAGAAAAUGAAAUAUUUAUCUUUAUUUGACGUUGAUCCUGAAAAGCCUUCCCGGUUAAAAUCUGGAAAAAGUGAACCUAAACCUGUAGAUGACAUUAAUGAUAAGAUCAUUCGUACAAUUUUUAAAAGACUGAAGUCAUUUAUUUGUCCAAAAUUGCAUAUGGGCUUCAAAUCUUCAUUAAAAUCUCAACUUAGUAAGUACACAGCUAAAAUAGUAAACAUUGUUUUAUGUGCUAUCCAGAAUGAAUUGGAACUUCACAAGGAAAACCUAAAUCUUAGGGAGAUUGACCAUACCAAAUCCCUUACAGAUAAAGGAUUUUUUGCUAAUACUGAUAAAAAAUUAGAAUCUCUUGUCACGAGUAUUGAUGAUGACAUUUUGGCGAGUCCAUUAUUAACCUGUAUUUAUGAUAUGUUAUCAAGUGAAAAUGCACAUCAAAGAAGCAUUUCACUCUCUUCUCGUAAGCCAAGGUCUGCAACUGACAGUGUUGAUGUACAAAGCAUUUUGCCAAAUAGGCAGGAUAAAAAAUCUUUUCACAAAUAUUUGGCUACUCCUUGUACUCUCCACAGUGUCAAUGGUGGAAACCAUAUUAAAGAGAAUGCAAAAUUGCAAGUGUUAGAAAGAAUUGGGGAAACACUACAUGAAAUGUUAAGCAAGCUCCUGGGGACCCAUCUUCAUUCUCAGCUAUCUUGUAGUCAACAAAGCAGAGAGAUGACCAAUAAGAAUCAGAAAAUGGCUGCUGCAUUGCAGUCUAAUUUUCAGUUAAUUUCUAAAGCAAUUUUGGAUUAUAUCCUUGCAAAAUUAUGUGGUGUUGACAUGGAUACCAGUUUCGCAAGUUGUGGAUUAAAAGCUAUCUCAGAGUCUCUUGACAUUGACAACCCAUCAUUUGCUUCAAUUAUUGAGAAAAUGGCCAAAUCCACCAAAAUAAUCUCCAGCAUAGUUUCCAGAAGGGUUCAGGAGGACAAUAAAGAAGAGACUAAAAGCAAGGCAAAACCUGUUGCUCCUGUGUCUUCCAAAACACCAAGCACAAAAGAAAUGCAUCCAAAUAAACUGAAAGCUAUAGCUUCAGAUAUUCUUAAUAUGGUUUUUGCUAAACUGGAAGGGUUUGCCGAUGGACAUUUAGAAAUGUUGGGUGCUAUUAAUGAUGGAAAUAAGAAAAGCAAUAAGAUAGGCUGGGAAUAUGAAAGCACCAAUAUUUCCAGAGACACACAUGAAGCAUCAUUUCUGUCUGCUUUAUAUAUGCAUGCAAAGAAGGUAUCAAGUGCUAUUUUGAAGGUUAUUCAAACAGAAUUAAAUGUGACCUCAUCAGAUUUGAAGACAAGUGUAGAAAACCCACCACCUGAGACUCAAAUUCUUAAGGAUGUAGUCAAGUUAAUUUUAGAUGCAGUAUCUUCCGAUAUGUUUAAUGAAAUGGAAUCCGAAGGGGGAGGCAUUGAAACUUAUCGAUACAGGCCAACAUAUGGAAGUCUUCCUGGAGGAGCUGAAUCAGAUUCAUUUCUAGAAGAUGAUGCAUAUACAGAGAAAAAAGUUAUUGAUGAGAGAUCACCACAAAGAGAAGAAAUGAAAACACAUUCUCUUAAACAAUGGGCUCUAGAAAAAACCUUAAGCAAAAUUGAAGUAAAACUCAAAGAACCACAUAUAUCUCCAAUUACUCCCAUUAUAAGAAAUAUUUUGAAUGAAAUUUUUCAAAGUACUUUAAUCGAUCAAUUAAAUGUCCUUUCUCUCUCCCACUCUAAUUUUAAUGGCAUGCCUCACAAUGUUGAUGAGCCAACUCCCCAAACAUCUGUUCAAUUUAUGGAUAAAAUGAUGGAUCCUUUACUUUUGGAAGCAGAUAUAACCAUAGUAACAGAUAAUAUUGUUAGGACUGUAUUUCACAAACUGUAUUCAGCUGCCAUGACAGAAAGAAAUGUAAGGGAAAAUAGGUAUAAAACUAUCACUUUUUCAGCAAAUGUUUCUUCUCAUGAACACACCUAUAAAGGAAAGUCCUCUGUCACUGCUUUGGAUGAAAAUCCAUGUACUUUUCAGUCUAGAUUCAGCAUUGCUGACAAGGAGACAAAGGUAAAUCUAGCUGAAGAUAUUGUACAGGCAAUAUUAACAAAUUUAGAAACUUUUGCUACUUCCAAAGUAAAAUCUAUCUUUUAUUCUCAAGUCAACUUUACAGUCCCAGUGGCUUUACCUAUUCAGCAAGAUCACAGUACAUUGAGCAAAGCAUUAUCAGCCAAAGAUUCAUAUUCUGAUGAGCAAUUUUCCUGUUGCUCAGUAGAUCAUACCAAGUCAGGAAAGACCAACUUGUGCCAACUGUCUUUGUCUAAAUUAAAUACUUAUGCACUACAAGUGGCUAGAAAAAAUUUACAACGAAUCAAACAGGAAUUAGAUAAACAAAGGGAAAAUCCUUUUUUAACUCAUGACAUUGGGAUUUCUGAAAGUAUUGCAACUCAAAUUGUUAACGCAUUGUUAGACAUUAUAUCACGUAAAGGCAAAUGUGACAAAAACAGUUCUGACAAAGAGAUCGAUUUAGAUCAGCAAAAAGGUGUUAUUGAAAAGUUGCUCAAUGAGACCGAAUAUCGAAAAGUACUUCAACUUCAAAUACAAGACACAGUUGAAGGUAUCCUAUGUGAUAUUUAUGAAAAAACCCUGUUUCAGAAUAAUCUCUCAUUUGCCACACCCACUCUGAAAUGUAGCAUAGCUGAUAAACAUUCAGAAGAAAAUUCUGAAAUGUUCAUGGAGGGUGCAAAUAAGAUUAUUCCUAAGCUUUCAGUUCCUAAAUCAGAUGUCAUUUUGAUAUCCAAUGAUAUAGUGAAUAUUGUUCUUCAUAAUCUCAGUUCUGCUGUCACGCUUGUCAUAAAUGCAAAGAAUCCUACUUCCUCAAGAUUGCCCCUGACAUUUUGUGAUAUGUUUCCAAAAAUAGACUGUCAACAGCCUCUUAAGGGGUCAAAAACUGAAAGAAAAACAGAGCGUUUUUCAUAUUCAAGAAAUCAGAAAUCAGCUUAUGCUGAUGAUAAUCAGAUAACUGUAGUAGAGAAAGAAGACACUCAGAAAUCUGCUACUGACUCAUGUGAGGAGAAUGCUAACUUCAUUACUAAAACUAUUUUUAAACGUUUGGAAUCUUUUGCCACAGAAAGAAUAGAUUCAUUAAUUACCCUUGCUUUCCAAAGUAAAGAAAAGUCAUUUGUUAUCCCAGAAUUGGAAAAUUGUAAACAAAACGACAACAUCUUUUAUGAUUCAAGCCAAGUGGAAUCAGAUGUAAAUGUCCUGAAAAUAUCAGCAACUGAAACCAUUCUCAGCCAAGAGCUUACAGAUUUCACUUUUGUUGGUCGCAGAGAAAAACUUGGAUCCACAAUUCACCUAUCGCAAGCUAGGCUUAAGACAUAUGCUGACAUCAUUGCCAGUGCCAUUUUGAAGCUUAUUAAAAAUGACUUAGAAAUUCAAAAGAUAUAUCCAUAUCAAAACAAUAUUUUGUUCCAAGAAAACAUCAUUGUGAGUGAAAUUGUUGACAGUAUGUUAAAGAUGUUAGAUGAUAAAAGAUCUGUAAAGGAAAUUUGUUUUAAUUCAAAAGAGAAUUCUAACUUUUCACAAUUAGCUUUAUCAAAUGAAAUAUUGCUGGGUCACAAAGAGAAGGAAAGAAGUACCAAACAAUCUCUAUUUACAAAGAAUCCAUUAGAGCAAAACCAAAUGAUAUUGGAAAACAAAAGGCAGAUAAUUGUUUUGGAAGAAAUAUUUAUGAGAAAUGGAGAAUCAAAAAACAAAGAAAAAGGUGAACUGCUCAUUGCAGUGGAAGAACUUCUGAAUAAGUUGUAUCAAAGAGUAAUGGAAGUCACAGGCCAUUUGCCUCCACUUAAUGAAACUGCCAACUUUAUAUCUAAUUCUAAGAUUAAAACAUCAGACACAACACAGAAAAACAGUUUUCAAUCACAUAUUAACAGUGUAGCAAAUGACAUAGUUGAAAGUGUUUUGGGGAAAAUGUACUUGAUAGUUGUGACAUCAUUAUAUGAAAAUAAUAAAAGUAGGACAGAAGUUGAAAUAUCUGACCACAAUGAUUCCUUACUAAUGAAACCAUUAAGGUUUAGAGAAACUAAACAAGCAGGAAAAAUAAGUAAUUCCCCUAGAUAUGCAAUAUCACAGGCUUAUUCUUAUGUCGACAGUCAAAAUAUCUCUGUGAUGGAAAACACUCUUUUGCCAUAUUUACCAUUGCAAGUGAAGAAAGAGUUAAUUCAAAUGGUUCUCAAUAAGAUCACAAAUUUUGUCUCACUUCAUCUAGAAGAGAGUUUGUCCCCUGAGUAUUGUGCUGAUAAGCUGCAACUUUUAAGUCCACACACUUCAAAGGUGAGCCCUAAGGACAACCCUAAGCCAUGCUUUAAAGCACAUUUAAAAACAAGAUCAAAAAUUACCACUUUGCCUAAAUUUCCAAAAAAAACACACUUAGGACUGAGUGCUUCUAAGGCCAAAAGCAAAACCAAGUUAGGUCCUGGAGAGAAGACCCUAAAAGACAGCAGAUCCAAGACUGCCAUUGGGUUGUCACACAUCAUGUCAGCUGGAGAUGCCAAAAAUUUACUGGACACAAAAUUGCCCACUUCAGAACUAAAAAUAUAUGCCAAGGAUAUAAUAAUUAACAUCCUGGAAACAAUUGUGAAGGAAUUUGGAAAGGUAAAGCAAACCAAAGCUUUACCAUCUGAUCAAAUCAUAGCAGCAGGUAAAAUAGUUAAUACAGUUUUACAAGAAUUAUAUGUUACCAAUAACUGCAAUUUGGCUUACCCGAUCAAAUCCUCACAUCUCAGACUUUCACAGGGGAAUAUAGGCACAGGAUCCAUUCCUAAACAACAAGCAUGUUUUUACUUGGAGAAUGUUUCUUCACAGCUAGAGCACAUUUUUCCUAGAGAAGGUAUAUUUAAAAAAUUGUUUGACAAGUGGCAAACAGAAUCAAAUGACAAGGAAAAUGAAAAAUGUAAGCUAUUGAUGAUAGCUGAAAAUGUUUUGACUGAAAUUUCAAUAAAAGCAAAAGAAUUAGAAUAUUCUCUUUCACUUUUAAAUUUGCCCCCUCUUGAGAAUUGUGAAAGCAGGUUUUAUAAUCAUUUUAAAGGAGCUUCUACUAGAGCCGAGGAUACUAAAGCACAAAUUAAUAUGUUUGGAAGGGAAAUUGUUGAAAUGCUACUUGAAAAACUACAGCUAUGCUUUCUGUCCCAAAUUCCCACUCCAGAUAGUGAAGAAACUCUAUCAAACAGUAAAGAACACAUUACUGCUAAAAGUAAAUAUGGUUUUCCAAACAAGCAUAGCCUCAGCAGUUUACCAAUCUAUAACACAAAGACAAAAGACCAAAUUUCUGUGGGCUCCAGCAACCAAAUUGUUCAAGAGAUUGUAGAAAUGGUUUUAAACAUGUUAGAGUCAUUUGUGGACUUGCAGUUUAAACAUAUCUCCAAAUAUGAGUUUUCUGAAAUUGUGAAAAUGCCUAUAGAAAACCCUUCUUCUAUCCAACAGAAACCGUUAAACAAAAAAAUGUUGCCAAAAUUACAACCACUGAAAAUGUUUUCUGAUAAAUCCGAGUCAAAUACUAUUAAUUUCAAGGAAAACAUACAGAAUAUCCUUCUACGGGUUCAUUCAUUCCAUUCACAAUUACUUACAUAUGCUGUUAAUAUCAUCAGUGACAUGCUUGCUGUAAUUAAGAACAAGCUAGACAACAAAAUAAGCCAAAUGGAACCAUCUUCAAUUAGCAUAUUGAAAGAGAACAUUGUAGCAAGUGAGAUCAUUGGCACACUAAUGGACCAGUGUACUUAUUUCAAUGAGUCUUUGAUACAAAACCUUUCAAGAGAAAGUUUGUUCCAAGGAGCUGAAAAUGCCUACACUGUUAAUCAGGUUGAAUUAGCAACUAAUAUGAAAAUGUUCACAUCAAAGUUAAAGGAAGGUAGUUUGGGGAUUAAUCCUUCACAAGUGAGUAAAACUGGGUUUGUGUUUUGUUCAGAUGAAGAUAUGAAAGAAAAGUACAGGGUUUCAUCAGAUUUACCCACCUCUGUCAGAUCCUCUGUAGAAGACACAGUUAAAAACUCAGAGCCAACGAAAAGGCCUGAUUCAGAAACUAUGCCAUCGUGUUCUACUAGAAACAAAGUACAAGACCACAGACCAAGGGAAUCUAACUUUGGUAGUUUUGAUCAGACCAUGAAAGGAAAUAGCGACCUCCCUGAAGGCAGCAUCUUACAAAAGCUGCUUAGGAAAGCAAGUGACUCCACAGAAGCAGAAUUAAAGCAAGUCUUGUCAUUCAUAGAAAUGGGAAAAGGUGAAAAUCUAAGAGUGUUUCAUUAUGAGAACCUAAAACCAGUUGUUGAACCAAACCAAAUUCAGACAACCAUUUCCCCUCUCAAAAUAUGUUUAGCUGCAGAAAAUAUUGUCAAUACUGUGCUAUCCAGCUGUGGCUUUCCAAGUCAACAACACACUAAUGAGAACAGGGAAAUAAUGAAACCAUUUUUCAUAUCAAAACAAAGCUCUUUAUCUGAAGUAUCUGGAGGGCAAAAGGAUAACGAAAAAAGUUUGCUUAGAAUGCAGGAUAAAAAAAUCAACUAUAUACCUGAGGAAGAAAAUGAAAACCUUGAAGCCAGCCGGGAAGAUUCUUCUUUUUUGCAAAAAUUGAAAAAAAAGGAGUACCCAAAGAUAGAGACUGUGAAGGAAGUUGAAGCCUUUACUUUUGCUGAUCAUGAAAUGGGUUCCAAUGAAGUUCAUCUGAUAGCAAGACAUGUCACCACAUCUGUGGUCACAUAUUUGAAGAACUUUGAAACUACAGUUUUUAGUGAGGAAAACAUGUCUGUUUCUACAUGGUCAAGGAAAAAAUAUGAAUCAAAACAGUUCCUAAGAAACAUAUACGAUGACUCUUCAAUUUAUCAAUGUUGUGAACAUCUCACUGAGUCAGUACUUUACUAUUUAACUUCAAGCAUUUCUGAUGGCACCAAAAAGGGUAGAGAAAAAGAGAAAGCAUGGGAAAUUCAAGAAGCAACAUUUAGCAAGAUUAUUUCAAUUCAUUCUCAAGUGUUUGAGAGCAGGUCAAUUUCCAUUGGAGAACUUGCUUUAUGUAUUUCUGAAAUCAUUAUUAAAAUUCUUUUUAAUAAUAAAAUUAUACAGGCUGACAUUGCACAGAAAAUGGUUUCCAUACCAACAAAAUACACUUACUGUCCAGGAAUAGUUUCUGGUGGCUUUGAUGACCUCUUUCAGGAUCUCUUAGUAGGAGUGAUUCAUGUACUGUCCAAAGAAAUAGAAGUAGAUUAUCACUUUGAAAGCAAUGAAAGAAACAAAUCAUUUUCUAUGCAUAGAAAUAAUAGUGUACCCAUUUGCAACAAAAUCAAUAGACAGGCAAGCCCCAGAGACUGGCAAUUUUCUACUCAACAAAUUGAUCAACUUUUUCAAAAAAAUAAGUUAAGUUAUCUUGCAUGUAAGUUAAACAGCCUGGUUGGUAACCUAAAAACAAGUGAAUCCAAAGAAGUAGUCAAUAAAGUUUUUAAUAUUGUUUCAGAUUUAUUUUCACCAGAUGAAUGCCUAGAUAUGGGUAUGGAUUCUGGUAAAAUACAAAGAACAUAUUUCUACUCCUCAAAUAAUGAACAACCUAAUAGCAUACUUACCAAUAACCUACAGCUCUCCUCAAAAUCAGUUUUUCUUCUCAAUGUUGUAUGUGAGAAACUUAUCAGAAUACUUUUGGAAGAAUGCACAAGCACUGCUUUUCUUGAUAAAGGGUCUGUUUCAGAGGAAACAUCAGCAGAAGAAUGUCAACUUUUAAAAAUGCUUCAAAGUGUAGAAGAUGGAAAAUCUGAUUAUCGUAAGGGAGGAAUGGACUGUGAAUGCCUUCAAGUAGAUUACAUGUCAGACGUUUUGGAGAAUGUGGCAGAAAUUGAUCAAGACUUAUUGACAUCAGACUCUAUGCUUACUAUUAUUUCCCACAGCUUGGUUAAAUCAUUGAUGGACAAAUUAUCUCACAGCAUACAACAAGCUCCAGAAAGUCUACCUUUUGCAAAUAAGCAUUUGAACUACAGAACAAGAGAAAUACAGUCUAGUUUCACAAAAGCAAGAAAGUCAGAAUUAAUAGAAUUAGGACAGAGUAAAAGUUCUUUAGAACUCAGGAGCUAUGAUAGUAAUUCUUUGACAGUAUCCCUGAAUAAUCCCAGUGUGGUUAGCUCCAAAAUACAAGCACCAUUUGACAAGCAUUGUGCAGUAAAAUCCUCUUCUGUGUCACCUCUUGAAAGACAGAGAACAAAGGAAAUGGAUAAGGUAGCCAUUCAUAAUAAGCUACAUCAGGAAGGUAUAUAUGCUGGUGUUUAUUCAGCCACAUUUUUGGAAGGAAUAAUUUCAGAAUUGUUUUUUAAUCUCUCUAUGUCAUUGUGGGGCAAAAAUAAAAACAUCACUGUGUCCUGGCUCAAUGAGAUGAAUACAUUAUUUGUCAACAAUGUAGUGAAUGAAUUUAAUAAUGCUCAAGUCACUGUUCUACGGAAUGCUGAAGAAAGGCUGUGUUUUCCACCAGUUCAUAGAGAAACUGUUAGCAAAAUUGUUGACUCAGUUUAUUAUGAUGUUUUACAGCAGUAUGAAUUAAAAGUGGCCUGUGGUAAUAAUCCGAUAUACGACAAUGCCUCAAUAGCAGAACGAAUAACAAAUGGCAUAUUGUUAGAGAUUUUAGACUACAAACUGCCAUCUUGCUUCAAGGAACAUCUCAUACCCCAUUCAUAUUACCCUCUCAAACCUGAAAUUAUAUUGCAAAAGCUUCAGAGUAACCUAACAGAAUUUACUUCUCUACCCAGGUCUUCAUCAGACUAUAGUACCAUGUUAUCACAUUCAUUUUUAGAAGAUGUCAUAAGAAGGCUUUUAUCUCAGCUAAUUCCUCCACCCAUUACAUGUUCCUCUUUAGGAAAAAAAUAUUUAAUGAGUUCUGAUUUUAAUGAAAUGUCCACUUGUAUAAUAAAUAAGGUUAUGUCAGCCAUUUCAAAACAUAAAAUCUGGUUCACUAUAUAUGAUAAUCAAUAUCUAUAUACUGGAAAAAACCUCCAAAAGAUGGUGGAUUCUGUAUAUUGUAAUAUUUUGCAAAUGUCUGACUCUCUUGUUUCAAUACAAAAAAGUAUAGUAAGCCGAAGCCCAAUUAUGAUUGACCAAAUAGCCAGCUUUAUCAUCCAAGAGAUUAUCGAAAAUCAUCUUCAACCAUUUUUGAGUGGAGAGGUUUUAUGUCAUCCAAGGACUCCACUGGAUCCAGUGUCUACUAUUGUUAAACAGGUUCUGAGUGAAGUGAUAGAGUCACACAGACCUCAGAAGCAAUCACCUUUAGAUAUUCACCUUGAUUCAUUUGUAAGGGAGAUUGUUGCCAGACUUUUGUCAAAGAUUUUCAGCCCAAAGCAUAACACUGAAAUUGAGUUGAAAAACAUGACCCAAAGAAUAGUAAACUCCAUAAAUAGGCAUUUCAAUAAAGCUAAAAUUCACAUUCUCUAUGAUGACAAAGAACAGGCUUUCUCUUCUUUCAAUACAGAUAUUGUGGAUGAACUUGCCACCUCAGUUUAUAGAAAUGCUUUAAAGCAGCAUGGGCUAGACCUUGCUGUUGAUAAAGAGUCUGAAGACAGUGGCAUUUUCGUGGAAAAUAUUACCAAUUUAAUUGUAGCAGCUAUUUCAGAUUACCUUCUUCAUCCACUGUUUUCUGGGGAUUUUUCAGCUUCUACCUAUUCUAAUUCAGUGGCUGAGAAUAUUGUUCAGGACAUCCUUAGUAACAUCAGUAAAUCUACUGAGCCAAGCCAGAGUGUACCUCUAUAUAACACCUUGCUGCCAUACACAUUUUUAGAAGAUAUGAUCAGAGUACUAUUAUCUAAAUUAUUUUCUUCUGCAUCUAGCCUGGUUCUAAACAGAGACACCCAAAAAGAUAUAUCAAGAGUGAAUUUCAAUGACAUUGCUUCAAACCUAGUUAGUGAUAUUAGGAUGAAAGUUUCCCAACAUGAAAUUCGAUUUUCAAAAAAGGAAGAAGAAACCAAGUUUAUUUAUUCAGAAGAUGAUAUUCAGCACCUUGUUGAUUCAGUAUUUGAAAAUGUUGUGCAAACGUCUGGUUCUCAAGAAUCAGCUGUGCAAAAUAUCACAAGCAGUAAUGACAUUCUUAUUGAUAGAAUAGCAGGUUUCAUCAUUAAACAUAUCUGUCAAAAACAUCUUCAGCCAUUUGUGAGUGGAAAAUCAUUAUCUUCAUCAGACACAUAUUUUGAUGAUGAGAGAAAGCAGUUAUUUUAUACCAGUGUUUACUCUUCAACGUUCUUGGAAGAUGUAAUCUCUGGGGUUUUAAGAAAAAUAUUCCACAGGGUAGUAGGCAUUGUACAAACAAAAUCCAUAAGAGAUUCAGAAGAUGAACUGUUUGAGAAAGCUGAAGAACUCAUACAUUUGAUUACAGGGGAAUUCUCAAAAGCCCAAGUUAGCAUUAUAGAUAAUACUGAGGAAAGACUGUGUUUACCUCCAGUGGAGAGGGAUGUAGUCAAAACAAUUGUUGACAUGGUGUACAGCAAAGUUUUGCAAGAAUAUGAAAUGGAAGUCGUGCCCAAUAAAGAUUUUCUAAAUGACACAAAGACAUUGGCUGCAAGAAUAACUAAUAUCAUCCUGGCUGAAAUUUUUGAUUUCCAAAUUCAUCCAGAUCUUAUAGCAAAUCUGCCUUUUAAAUCACAUUCCAAACUCAGUGCAAAUGUUUUAAUACAAAGAGUUCAAUAUGAUAUAAGUAAAUCAAGAUUCCAAAGACAAGCUUCAACAAUGUAUACCACUAUGUUAUCACAUAGUCAUUUGGAAAAAAUAGUUACUCAGCUUACAUCUCAGAUAAGUCCAUUGAACACCAGUGCAGAGCAGUCAGAUACUACUAAAUCAGACUUAAGUAAUACAGUGAUAAAACUGAUAAAUGAAAUUAUGUCAAUAAUUUCAAAACAUGAAAUAUGUAUUAUUAAAUAUGGGAAUAAAAAACAGAGUAUGAUUUCAGCAAAAGAUAUCCAGUCUAUGGUUGAUUCCAUUUAUGCUGAUAUUUCUCAUUCAAAUAUAUACCAGUCCAUUACAAAAGAUAAAAAGAGCAUAAGUGACAUACCUGUUUCAAAAAUAGCGAGUUUUAUAAUAAAAGAAAUCUUUAACCAUCAUAUUCAAUCAUUUUUAUCUGAAGAUAAAACUCUCCUUUUGGCAGCAGUUGAUCAAACUUAUAAGUUGAAAGCAAUAGAUCCUAAACAAAGAGAAUUAUCUUUUAUUGUGAACUCAUCUGUCUUUUUGGAGGAAGUAAUUUCUGAGCUCUUAUGCAAAAUUCUUUAUGCAUUUUCACAUAACAUGUUGGUUACUGAAAACCCAGAUAGAGUGAAACUGAAACUUACCAGGAUUGUUACAACAUUGGUAAAUUCAAUUGUUCUGGAGUUCACCACAUCAGAGAUUUUAGUUGCAGAUAACUUUGAUAAAAAUUUGUGUUUCUCAGAAAGAUACAAAGAAAUGGUUCAAAAAAUAGUCAACUCAGUAUAUGGAAAAGUAUUAGAUCAAUAUAAAUCUCUGAUUCAAAUACAUAGGGUUAUACAAAGUGACACAAUAUGUUUUGGUAGGAAAAUAUAUUAUUUGCUAUUGGAAGAAAUAUAUGAUUAUCAAGUGCAGUCAUUAGUUUCAGGAGAAUUAGAGUCUUCUUCUUAUUCGUAUCCCCAAGCUGAUAAUAUCAUCAGAAAUGUGCUUAACAUAAUCACAAAGGAUAGUCAUGCCUUGCCAUCAUAUAUUACUGUGUUGCCUCAUUCUCUUUUAGAAGAUAUGGUUUACAGGCUCCUAGGGCAUGUCUUCCCUUCAACUCACACUGAAAAUGAACUAAAAGAGAAAAAGUUUCCACCGGAUGAUGAAUUUGUGGAUGCAGCUUCAAAAUUGACUGAUGAAAUUAUAAAAGAAAUUUCUGAACAUGAGAUUCGACUUUCCAUGGCAGAGGAUAAUGCAGAAAGUAUGCAGUUAGAACCUACUGAAAAUUUGGUCGACUCCAUAUGUAAUAAUAUUUUGAAAACAUCUGAAUUCCAAGCUGAAGUACAAAAAGAUGCAGACAAAAAAGGAUUCUCAUUCCUCAGUAAAUUAGCUGGUUUUAUUAUGAAAGAAAUCAUGUAUCAUCAUUUACAGCCAUUUUUACAUGGUGAAGAAUCAUCUUUCAGUGACUUAUCUGAUUAUGACCAUGUCUCUGAACUUUCUAAAUCUGGUAAAGAAAAGACACAGCCUUCUCUCUAUUCAGCUACAUUUUUGGAAGACAUAAUCAUUGACCUUGUUCACAAAUUUUGUUCUCUCCCCAUUAUUACUGAAGAUUCUAAGAAAAAUGAAAUGGCAGAGCUAGAUAUUAUGCGCUUGGCUCUAAAACUUGCAAAUUCUCUGAUAAGGGAAUUUAAGAAAAGUGAAAUUAAAGUUUUACCAAAUGCUGAAAAAAUGUUUUCUUUUCCACCAAUUGAUAAAGAGACAGUUGAUAAAAUAUCCAAUUUUGUAUAUGAUCAGUUCACAGAAAAAUGCACAUCUAAUGAUAUUCAAAAAGGUGAUGAAAGUAACAUUGCUAUAGGGAUGAUUGCUGCUCUAACCCAGAAGGCAAUAUCUGCAUUCAAGAUUCAACCACUUUUUUCAGGAGACUGGUCUUCCACCUUCUUUUCAUUUCUAAAUCCAGAUAAUAUCACCCAAAGGGUUCAACACCUACCACAAAACACCUUUACACAAAUAAGCGGAUGUGCAAAAGAGAACCAACUUUCUUUACCAGAUCAAUCAUAUAAAGAUACUUCUUCCACCCCAGAUUGCAAAAACAUCAUGAGCACUUUGGAAAUAAAUAGAGGUACAAUGAAUAGAAAGAAAAGUUUUAAAACCAAGGACACAUCAGUGAAAAAAGGUGACAUCCAAAAUCCAGUACUUAGCUCUAUAAAUGCAAUUAUGAAAAGUGGCAUGAUUAACCUAACAUCAGGGUUGGCUACAGGUGUGACAAAUAAAAAGGAAGUGGACGAAAAUAAAGUGGGAAUUUGUACUCAAAAACAUAGUGAGAAUGUAUCAAAAGUUACUUCAACUACCACUGUGAAAAGUAAAGAUACUCAGGAGCCAAAUUUGAGUGAAACAUUUAAUAAUAAUGAAAUUGAGAAGAAAAGAAAUUUAAUUCCAAGAGAUAAAAAAGGGAAAGAUGAUGAGAUAUACACACAUUUUUCAUUAAUAAUUGAUGAUACAGAAUAUGAGAAGGAAGUACUUGGAUCAGAUUCUGAAACAGGCUAUAAAAAGAAGAUUGACAGUGCACGAGAAAGCUCAUUUAAAAAAGAUGACAAGCUCUUUCAGUUAUCCUCCUUGAAGUCCAAGAGAAAUCUAGGGACUACAACAGAUACUUUGGAAAUAAGAACUCAAACAUCAAGCAAUGAGGGGAGAAGAGACUCUCCAACACAAACAUGUAGGGAUGAGGAACACCACUCAGAUUAUGAACAUGUUCAAAAUGUCAUUGAAAAUAUUUAUGAAGAUGUUUUAGAACUAUCUUCUUCUCCAGAACCAGCAUAUUAUUCGAAACUCAGUUAUGACCAAAGCCCCCCAGGUGAUAAUGUAUUAAAUGUAAUUCAAGAGAUUAGCAGGGAUUCGGCACAGUCUGUUACAAGAAAAAAAUUAUCCUCCUCAACUAACAAAAAUAUCUCUGCCAAAGAAAAAGAAGAGGAAGAGAGAGAAAAAGAGAAAGUAAGAGAGGAGAUUAAAAGUGAACCCAGUAAACCAGAUGAUCCUCAAAACCAACGAGAAAGUAAACCUGGAAUUUUUCCUGCUAAGUUUUUAGAAGAUGUUAUUACUGAGAUGGUUAAACAAUUGAUCUUUUCUUCUAUACCAGAAACACAAAUACAAGAUAGAUGUCAAAAUGUUAGUGAUAAGCAAAAUCAAGCCAAACUCUAUGACACUGCUAUGAAACUCAUCAAUUCACUGUUAAAGGAGUUCUCAGAUGCUCAAAUUAAGGUUUUCAGGCCAGAUAAGGGAAAUCAGUUCCCUGUGGGUAAAGUGUCUUCAGUUCCUAAAGUAUCUCCAAGGUAUAAAGAGCCAACUACAGAUGAAGCACCAUCCAGCAUUAAGAUAAAAUCUGCAGAUAAAAUGCCACCUAUGCAUAAAAUGAUGAGAAAACCUUCUUCAGAUAAGAUACCAUCAAUUGACAAAACAUUGGUCAAUAAAGUUGUUCACUCCUCUGUUUGUAAUAUUUUAAAUGAAUAUGGAUCUCAAGACUCUAUUUGUAAGAAUAUAAACAGUAAUGGAGAAAAUUUAGCAAGAAGACUAACUAAUGCAGUGAUAAAUGAAAUUUUCCAACAUCAGGUUAACUUGAUAUUUUGUGAUGAGGUUUCAGUUUCAGCAUGUUUGCCUCUGGAAUCUAAGGAUGUUGUUAAAAAGGUCCAAAAGUUGGCCCAAACAGCCAGCAAAGAAUGUCAAACUUCAUCACCAUAUACAAUAAUAUUACCUCAUAAAUUUUUGGAGAAUGUGAUUUCUGCUCUUUUAUCCAAAAUUUUCUCAACAAUAUCCAGCACAAAAACAAAAGAACCUGAGGACAAUUUGUCCACAGAACUGAAUUUCCUUCAAAUGAAGUUAGUAAGUGCAGUUGCAACAGAGAUCUCCCAAGAUAAAUAUAUGACUAUACAGUAUGUAGAAACCUUACAAUCUGAUGAUGAUGAAAUUAUUCAAUUAGUGGUUCAGUCUGUUUAUAAUAAUCUCUUGCCACAGUUUGGAUCACAAGAGAUUAUACAAAAUUGUGUAACCAGUGGAUGCAAAAUCCUUUCAGAAAACAUAGUUGACUUGGUUCUACGAGAAGUGGCUAGCAAUCAGCUGCAGAGCUAUUUUUGUGGAGAGCUAACUCCACAUCAGUGUGUGGAAGUUGAAAACAUCGUUGAAAAGAUCCUUAAAGAUGUUUUCCAAACUACUGAUGCGCCCCUACCUAAACCUUCACAUGCUGAUAAGCUGUCUUAUAACAUAAUAGAAGAAAUUGCUGUGAAAUUUUUAUCAAAGCUUUUAUCUAUAUUUCCAAAAGUACAUAAAGAAAGAACAAAAUCUCUAGAGACUGAUAUGCAAAAAAUAACUUCAAAAGUACUAAAUUCAGUCCAAGAAUUUAUCUCCAAAAGUAAGAUUAAACUUGUACCACCCACCAAGGAAUCACCUACUGUGCCUGUAGCUGAUAAUGCAACUAUUGAAAACAUAGUUAAUUCUAUUUAUACCAGUGUUUUAAAGCACUCUGGCUCUUAUACUUCUGUAUUUAAAGAUUUAAUGGGUAAAAGCAAUGUCCUCUCUGAUACAAUAGGCUUUUUAAUGGUGAAUGCAAUUUCGAAUUCUGAAUUUCAACCUCAAGUAGAGGAACAAGUAUCAAAUUCAGAAUUAGUUCUGGAAGCUGUCAAAAUUAUGGAAAAAGUGAUCAAAAUUAUUGAUGAACUUAAGUCUAAGGAAAAGUCUUCAUCCAGAAAAGGUUUGACAUUAGAUGCCAAACUUUUAGAAGAGGUGUUGGCCUUGUUCUUGGCUAAACUGAUAAGGUUGCCAAGUUCCUCAAGCAAAGAUGAAAAAAACUUAACAAAGCCUGAGUUAAAUAAAAUUGCAUCUCAACUGUCAAAAUUGGUAACAGCUGAAAUUUCCAGAAGUAGCAUUAGUCUAAUAGCUUCUGAUCCUGAAAAGCACUGUUUAAAUCCAGAAAAUACAGAAAGGAUUUAUCAGGUUGUCGAUUCUGUUUAUAGUAACAUACUGCAACAAUCAGGAACCAACAAAGAACUUUAUUAUGAUAUAAAAGAUACAAAUACAGCCUUUCCUAAAAAAGUGGCUAGUUUAAUUAUUGAUGGAGUUUCAAGUUUUCCAUUAGAUACAAUUAGCUCAACAAUUUCAAAUGCUGAUCUCUCUGGAGAGCUAGACGUUAAUAGAAUUGUUCAAAAGGCCCAAGAGCAUGCUUUUAAUGUGAUUCCUGAAUUAGAGCAAGAAAAGUUAGAUCAAAAUUUAUCUGAAGAGGAAUCUCCAAUUAAAAUAGUUCCACAUGUUGGAAAAAAACCAGUCAAAAUAGAUCCAAAAAUUAUUUCAGAACACUUAGCAGUUAUUUCUAUAAAAACUCAACCUCUUGAGAAACUUAAGCAGGAGUGUUUGAAAAGAACUGGACAUAGCAUAGCAGAACUGAGAAGAGCAUCAAUAAGUGGGAGAAAUUACUCCUUAGGAUCACCUGAUUUAGAAAAGAGAAAGAGAGAAAGACGUACCUCAUUGGAUAAGACUGGAAGACUGGAUGUAAAACCCUUAGAGGCCGUUGCUAGAAAUUCAUUUCAGAAUAUAAGAAAGCCUGAUAUUACAAAGGUGGAGCUCUUAAAAGAUGUUCAAAGUAAAAAUGAUCUUAUUGUUCGAUUAGUAGCUCAUGAUAUUGAUCAAGUGUAUUUGGAAAAUUACAUAAAAGAGGAACCAGAUUCUAAUGAAGAUGAAGUUGUUUUAACACAGACUUUUGCAAAAGAAGGCAUCAAAGUAUUUGAAGAUCAAGUGAAAGAAGUCAAGAAGCCAAUACAAAACAAACUUUCUCCUAAGUCAACACUAAGCACGAGCAGCCUGAAAAAAUUUUUGUCACUAAGUAAAUGUUGUCAGACCACAGCCAGUGCAAAUAUUGAAAGUACUGAAGCAAUCUCAAAUCAGGUAAUAGAAUCCAAGGAGACACAUGUUAAAAGAGCUGUUGCUGAGCUUGACAUGGCCACACCAAAGACGAUGCCUGAAACAGCCUCUUCAUCUUGGGAGGAAAAGCCCCAGUGUAAGAAAGAAGAAAAGAAUCUAGUUACUGAACCAACACAUUACUUCAUACACAGAAUUAUGAGUUCAUCUUCAUACAACCAAGAAGAUCUCAUUUCAUCUACUGGUGAGGCUGAAGAUUGUCACUCAGACCCAAGUGCUAAAAUAUUAGAAGAAAGUUCUCAGGAACAAAAGCCAGAGCAUGGAAACAGUGUUAAGUUUAUCACCAUCUUUGAAAGAUCCAAGGAUGUUCUUGGCAGUGCAAAUCCCUCAAAGGAAGUCAUUUCAGAAACUCCCAAGCCUGAUGUCUCCAAACAAGGAUCUAAAAUGCUGACAAAAAUGUCUUCAGCUUUGUCAAAGGUGUUUUCUCAAUGUAACACCAAUAUUUCCAGAUCUUCCUCACCAGCUCACCAGGAUGAACACUGAAGCUUUUGUACCUGAUAUAAGUAUGCUUACUUCUUUUAGAAAAUAAAAUGGUUUUUAAAGCAUAGUAUAGCGUCUUAUAAGAUGAUUCCUAUACUACUGAAAAUAAAAGCAAAAGGAAGUGUAGAAGGGACCAGGUAAAGAAGGGUUUAACAAAUGCUUUGAAUAAGCAUUUUGAUGUAAGAAAUGUUAAUAAUUAGUAUUACCUGUGUGCCAUGAGAGUAAGUGACUAAACACAUAAUUAUUAAACUAGACAACUCACAGUACCCACCAGAAAAUGCACAUUGAUUUCUCCUGUUAAAUUUUAGAGGAUGUUGUUACCAGGACAGUUAUUAAAUUGAGAUGAAAACCAAGCUGAAAAUGAAACUAUGCCACGGAUAAGUUUAUUGUUAAAGGCAUAUUUAGAUACUCAAAUAAAAGGAUUUAUACCAGAUAAAUUUUUCCCACCUGAAAGUAAAGUUAAUUUAGUUUAUGUCUCCCAGGCAAAAUGAUCCAACUGUAGACAAAGCAUCAUUUGAAAGUAAAUGAUAACUAUAUAUAAUUCCAUAUAUGCAUAAAAUGGGCCCUAUGAUAAAAAAAAAUCCUUGCAAGUAAGGUACCUCUUAUGGAUAAAAUAUCAAUCAAGAAAUCAUUGGUCAAUAAAGUUAUUAAAUAAUUUUCAGAAAUAUUAUACACAAAUAUAGAGAUCAAGAUCCAUUUGUAAAAACAAAAAGUAAUGGGAAAAAUUUAAUAAUAUGGCUAGCUAGUGCAGUGAUAAAAGAAAUUUUUCAAAAUUAGCUGAACUUGCUACUUUGUGAUAUAGUUCCAACGUCAGCAUGUUUGCCUCUGGAAUCCAAGGAUGUUUUAUAAAGAGAUUCAACAGAUGGACCAAGAAGCCGGGAAAGAAUGUCAAAUAUCAUCACCCAAAAAGGGUGACUCAUGAAUUUUUAGAGAAUGUGUAUUCUGUUUUAUCUAAAAUUUUCUUGACAAUUGCCACUAAUAAAGCAGAAACUUCUGAAAAAGUUUUGUUUUAAAACAACAAACUUCCUUUAAUGAAGUUGAUCUGUGCAGUAAUGACAGGGAAGAAAAAAGUGAUUACCUAGUCAAAUUUUUACAUAUAAAUAAUAAAAUUAUUUAACUGGCAAUUUAGUCUACUUAUAAUAAUCUCUUAAAAACAGAUUAAUCCCAAAGAUCAUACAAAAUUGCCUAACUUGUGGAUGCAGACCUUUUAAAAAAUGAUGGUUGGUGAGAAAUAGCUGGAAAUUCAUCUCUGAAUUAUUUUCAAAAGAGCUGACUCUACAUCAGUUUGCAUUAGUUGACAGUGUUGUUGAAAGCAUUCUUACAGAUGUCAUCCAAACCAAUGAUGUUUCCCAAACUUAGAUACUACGUGCUUAUAAGCUGUCUUUCAACAUAACAUUUCACUGUAAAAACUUAAAGCACUGUGAUUCACAUACUUAUCAACUGAAAAAUUUAAUAUAUAAACAUAAGAUACUCUGAAUUAAGAGGGUUUUUAAUGGUGAAGGAAAUUUCCCGUUUUCUCUGACUCAAGUAGAGGAAGGAACAUCAAGUUCAGAAUUAGUCCUUGAAGUUGACAAAAUUUUAGUAAGGAAUGGUUAAUGUUAUUGAGAAAUUUAAGUCCUAGGAAAAACCAUCCAGAAAUACUUCUGUGUUAGACAUCAUGUAUGUGAAACAUCAUCUUUAUUUUCAACAAAACUAGUAGGGUAAAUGUGCUAAAAGUAUCAAACACUGAAUUGAAAAAAUGUGUAUUAUUACCUGAUAAAACCUGUAGUGGCUAAAAUUUCUAAAAGUAACAUUAGUCUUCUAGCUAAUGACUAAUGCUAAAGCAAAAGAAAGUUUUUAAGAUUCAUAAAAUUUAAAUUAUUUCUUAUGUUGUUGAUUCUAUGUUUUACUAAAAUGGACUGGAAAACAUUUUGUGUGAAAGGCUAGAAAGUAGACAUUUUAGGUUUGUAGAUUCUCUGUCAAAUCUACUCCAUUAUGCUAUUGUGGCGCAAAACCAACCAUAUACAACACAUAAACAAAUAGAUGUGGAUGUGAUUCAAUAAAAAUUUCUUUAUAAACACUGAAA
Gorilla gorilla gorilla (western lowland gorilla) is the source of this 23006-nucleotide messenger RNA. It is a transcript of the gene FSIP2, whose product is annotated as fibrous sheath interacting protein 2. The transcript has 23 exons. The record is from RefSeq and is a predicted model, not a curated record. Bases 164 to 20944 code for a protein of 6926 amino acids. NCBI's taxonomy places the organism in Eukaryota, Metazoa, Chordata, Mammalia, Primates, Hominidae.